Bombus huntii is the source of this 964-nucleotide messenger RNA. RefSeq names its product mid1-interacting protein 1-B. Lineage: Eukaryota; Metazoa; Arthropoda; Insecta; Hymenoptera; Apidae. Gene Ontology annotation, biological process: regulation of lipid biosynthetic process. The transcript is spliced from 3 exons. Bases 176 to 772 code for a protein of 198 amino acids. Gene Ontology annotation, cellular component: cytosol. The record is from RefSeq and is a predicted model, not a curated record.
CUUCCUUCAGGGGUAAUCUAGUAAAAACAAAUAAGGCUAAAUUUUAAUCUAGCGGAUCAAAGUGGUAAAGUUGGUACAUUCACAUUAUUGUUGUAAGAGCUCUUAUCCAAUGCAUUAGUUAUCUUUUCAUUGUGUUUAUUUUACUAUUUUUAUUUUAUUUAAAGUGUACUGUGAAAUGUCAUGCAAGGGGGCAAGUCUUCAAAAAUUAGCCAAACAUGAUGUUAUUGGAUUUAGCAAUAAUUCUAUUUUGAAUAGCAUGGAACGAUUUAUUCAAACAGUGUGUGAGAUGGAAAAUACGAUUUUAAUUCCCAGUCGACUUCUAGAUUUAACAGUAGGCGAUUCACAGGAUAGGCUUCAGUUAGGGGACAAACGUAGUUCUAUUAUCAACGCAACUUUGGCUAAUACCAAUUUGUAUCACCUUUAUAACGUCAUUAGUCAAAUGAAAAUCGAGAUCUUAUGGUCACAGAAUUGUAUGGAUAAUUUUCAAGAAACAGAGAAUGAUUUUGUUGUGUCAGCAGAAAAAUUAAAACGCGCUAGGAGUUCGAGUAGUACGUCGAUGUAUAGUAUGCAAAGUAUCUAUACUUCAUCUAAUUCAGAAUCCGAUACUUUUAUUGAAAAUAAUUUUGGAGCGGAAAAUGAGAACGAUGUUAGUGCUACUGCACAGUCUUUUAAGAAGCAUUUACAUGGAUUACAUCGUAACAUACAAAAGAUGACACUGGCUGCUGAAUAUUUGAUACUAAGAUAUCAAAAUGUUAUCGAUCAUCAAACAUGAUCGUCUCUUGAACGGUUGAAAGUAUGUUAAAUAUAUGUAUUAAUUUUAUUUAGCGAAAUAUUUAAACAAAUAUCGGUACUGGAUAAAUUGUACACAUUGCAUACAUGCACAUACAUUGAUAUUUAAUGUACUGUUUUUGAAUUAUAUUUAUUAAACAUUAAAUAAAAGUUAAAAUUUGGUCUUGACCUCAAC